UACGCCCCAAAGCAGGCGGAGUACAUGCGCAACAUGUACACCAAAAUUCUCCAUCAAGACCCUGACCUUGUACCGGCUUUAAAGCACAUCACCUGGCCCGCCAUGUCCUUCAACUACGGCGGUAACGUGGUCACCAACAAGCACGUCGACUGCAUGAAUCUCCCGCAGGGAUGGUGUGCCAUCUGGGCUGGGGGGGAUUACGACCCCACCCAAGGUGGUCAUCUCAUUCUCUGGGAACUUGGGCUAGUGAUUGAGUUCCCCCCCAGCUCAGUGAUUUUAAUCCCUUCGAGCAUUGUUCCCCAUGGCAACAUAGCGAUCCAGCCCAACGAGACCAGGGUCUCCAUGACACACUUCUGCCCAGGGGGGCUGGCUCGCUGGGUUCAUGCCGAUUUUCGUCCUAUGAAGAGCCUGUCACAGGCUGAGCGACAGGAAGUGCAUGGAGGUGAAGGUAACGAGAGAUGGUCCAGCAUGGUCUCUUUAUUUUCAACUAUGGACACCCUUAUCUCAGAUCGUGAAGCCUUGAAAAAGCAAUGA
Messenger RNA from Coniophora puteana RWD-64-598 SS2, 534 nucleotides. RefSeq lists its product as uncharacterized. The transcript has a single exon. Lineage: Eukaryota; Fungi; Basidiomycota; Agaricomycetes; Boletales; Coniophoraceae. The record is from RefSeq and is a predicted model, not a curated record. The annotation marks the transcript as partial.